AUGGUGAUGUCAUUCCUAGAGGUAAUUGUGGCAUCAUUCCUGGUGGUAGUGGUGAUUAUUCCUAGAGGCAGUGAUAAUGGUGGUAUCAUUUCUAGUAGCAGUGGUAAUAGUAGUUUCAUUCCUAGUAGUAGUGGUGGUGGUGUCAUGGCUAGUGACAGCAAUAGUGGUAGUGUCAUGGCUAGCAGUGGUAGUGGUGUCAUUCCUAAAGGCAGUGGUAGUGGUGGUAUCAUUCCUAGUGUUAGUAAUAGUGGUGGUCUCAUAUCUAGUGAUAGUGAUAACGGUGGUGCAAUUCCUAGUGGUAUUAUUGGUGUCGUUCCUAGUGGAAGUGAUACUGCUGCUGUUAUUCAAAGGGGCCGAGGUAAAGAUGGUGUCAUUCCUAGUAGCAGUGAUAAUGGCGGUGUCAUUCAUGGUGUGGCAGAAUUAAUGGUGGAUAAUUGUAUCAAUGGAAUGACACCACAACUACAACUACCUCGAGGAAGGACUCCACCAUUACCACUGCCACUAAAAAUGACACAACCAUUACCACUGACAGUAGACAUUCAUAUUUGUAGUUUUGGAUGUGGUGUCAUUCCUAAUGGCAGUGGUAAUAUUGGUGUCAUGCCUAGUGGUAGUGGUAUAGAUUGUGUCAUUCCUAUUAACAGUGGUAACUGUGUUGCAAUUCCAAGUGGCAGUGGUAAUGAUGGUGUCAUUCCAAGUGGUUAUAUUGAUCUCAUUCCUUCAGGUAAUGAAGGUAUCAUUCCUGGUGGCAUUAGUGAUGUUAUUUAUAGUGAUAGUGGUGGUGUCAAUCCAAAUGUGGUUAGUGGUGGUGGUAGUGUGAAUCUCAAUGACAGUGGAAGAGAUGGUAUUCCACGUAGCAUUGGUAGUGAUGGUGUCAUUUGUAGUUAUAGUGGUAAUGGUGUUAUCAAUCCUAGUUGCAGUGGUAGUGCUGAUGUCAUUCAUAGUGGCAGUAGUAGCGGUUGUGCCAUUCCUAGAAGCAGUGGUUAUGGUGGUCACAUUCCUAGAGGGAAUGGUAGUGUCAUCCAUGGUGGCAGUGGUGGAGUCAUCUCUAGUGACAGUGCUGGUGGUGGUGUCAUUUAUAAGGCAGUGGUAGGUGUUGUCAUACCUAGUGGCAGUGGUAAUAGCGGUGUCAUUUCCGUUAGCAGUGAAAAUGGUGGUGAUAUUUUUAGUGGUUGUGGCAUGUAUAUUGAUAUUGGUGGUGUUGGUGUCAUUCUAAAUGGUGAUAUAUUCCUAGAGGCAGUUGGUAGUGGUAGUGGUGGUGUCAUUCCUAGUGGAAAUAGUAAAGGUUAUGUCAUUCCUAGUGUCAGUGGUAUUGGUAGUGUCAAUCCCUGUGACAGUGGUAGUGGUGGUGCCAUUCCUAGUGGCAGUGGUUAUGGUCGUGUUUUUCUUAUUGAUAGUGGUGGGGGUGGAAUCAUUCCCAUAAGUAGUUACAGUGGUGAUGUCAUUCCAAUUAGUAAUAAUAUUGGUGAUGUCAUUUCUAGUGAUAGUGGUGGUGUCAUUCAUAGUGCCAGUAGUAGUGGUGUUAAUUUCGCGUCAAAAUAUUGA
Molecule: messenger RNA, 1542 nt
Organism: Procambarus clarkii (red swamp crayfish)
Lineage: Eukaryota; Metazoa; Arthropoda; Malacostraca; Decapoda; Cambaridae
Source: RefSeq, a predicted model, not a curated record